Solenopsis invicta (red fire ant) is the source of this 4127-nucleotide messenger RNA. Its product is annotated as glutenin, high molecular weight subunit DX5. The record is from RefSeq and is a predicted model, not a curated record. Lineage: Eukaryota; Metazoa; Arthropoda; Insecta; Hymenoptera; Formicidae. The transcript is spliced from 7 exons. Bases 101 to 3976 code for a protein of 1291 amino acids.
CAGAAUACUCUUGGCAAUGGACCGGCAAUCGGCGCCGCAGUGCAAACAAAGCAACCGGUAAAGCAACAUUCGCGAGCCGGCCUCCGCCGAGAUCGCUGAGAUGUGGACCCGCAGCUUGAAGUGUUCUCCGGUGGUGCUUUUCGCGUGCGCGUUUCUCGCCGGCUCAGGUACUGUAUUAGUACAAAAUGGAGUCGGUGCAUCUGCGUUAAGUAGCGAUAGUGCGCUUGAACACGCUGAAAAUAUUCCUGACGCGCAUGAUAGACACAAGGGAAUUCGCAGCUACGACAGCACCGGUUUUCCCCACGACAACGACGCUAACCGUGAUGUGAAAUCUUACGGCACACCUUCGGGACACGGCGCCAGUCAUGAUCAUGGAAUAAAAGACGGAGGUCACGGCUAUAAUAAGAACGGUGAUGCCUGCUCUAAAUGCAAAUGGGAGAACGACGAUUGGGAACAGGAUGAGCCGGAGGAGGAGGGGGACGAGAACGAUGGGGCUGAAUGCGAUGAUGGUCAAUAUAGGCCCGAGCACCAUGGUCCUGGUGGAGGACACAAAUCAAGACCACAUCCAUCCGGAGUGUACAAGACUGGACCUACGGGUGGGUCUUACGGUGAUGGAGCUGGUAGCCUUGACAGUCCUUUAGGCGGUGUCAAUUAUCCAUCAGGCCCAGGACAUACGAGACCAAUCAAUGAUUAUGUAACCACGCCAAAAUCUGUCGCCGGCUGGAGUACUCCAUUCGCUGAUGCAUCAAAGCCUGGACAUGGUGGUGUAAACACAGCUACCUUUGGCACAACACCGAGCUCUUGGCCCGGCUGGAACAAAGGGACAGCACCAGGUGGUACUGGUCCUCCAAAGCCUACUUGGAGCGGCGGCAGAUUUCCUUCUUCGCAGAAACCAGGUUCAUCUGUUCCAAAUUUUGAUGCAACUUCAAAACCUGGACAAGAAUGGAAUCAAUACCCAAGUGGUCCUUCUUCCGCGGUACCACAUACAGGAAGUGGUGUACUUCCUCCAAAUAAUUAUGGAAAUCCACAGGAAAAUCAAAACAGACCUUAUGGUCAACCUGUACCACAUUUAGAAAGCAAUUUAUCUCCUCCAAAUUAUGGAAAUCCACAGGAAAGUCAGAAGAGGCCAUAUGGCCAACCUGCACCACAUACAGGUAGUGGUAUAUCUCCUCCAGGUAGUUACGGAAAUCCACAGGAAAAUCAAAACAGGCCUUAUGGCCAACCUUCACCACAUUCAGGAAGUGGUGUAUCUCCAUCAAGUUAUGGAAAUCCACAGGAAAGUCAGAAUAAACCUUAUGGCCAACCUGCACCGCAUUCAGGAAGUAAUGUAUCUCCUCCAAGUUAUGGAAAUCCACAGGACAGUCAGAACAGGCCUUAUGGCCAACCUGUACCACAUGCAGGAAGUAGUGCAUUCCCUCCAGGUAGUUAUGGAAGUCCACAAGAUAAUAAAAACAGGCCUUAUGGACAAUCUGUGCCACAUCCAGGAAGUGGUGCAUCUCCUCCAAGUUAUGGAAAUCCACAGGGAAAUCAGAAUAGACCUUAUGGCCAACCUGUACCACAAUCUACAUAUGCAGGAGCUUUUGCUGGAGCAAGUGUAACAUCUGGUAUUGGAAGUCCUUCUGGAGUACCCAGCUUUGGGAGAAAAGAGCCAGUAAGCAGCCAGUCACCAAAUAGGCCGUAUAGUGGGACAAAUCAAGCACCUAACACAGAUAGCGAUUAUUAUGGUCAAGGAGGUUAUAACAAACCUGAACCUGGUUCUCAAAGUACAUCGCCUGCAACAAAUACUUUUGGAACUACAAAAGGACCGUAUGGAGGAAUUGGUUCACCUACAUCUGUUCCUGGAACUCAAAGUUAUCCAUCCGCUCCUUAUGAUGGAAGCUCCAGGCCAAAUGCUGGGUUUCCAAAUACUGGAUUCGGAACAACUAAGACUCCGUUUAGUCACAUUAGCACUCCAGGUUCUACGUUAACCACGCCAUACGAUAGAACAGGACCAAAACAGCCUAAUUUUAAUUUUGCGAGUAGUAGCGCAACUGCAAACGCUGGUGCAAGUGCGUUUGCUGGCACAUACAGCAAUCCCAGUAUAACAGGAACACCAUCGUUAUAUGGUACAACACCAACGCAUACAGGAGGUUCAAAUUAUACUCCCGGAGUCAAAGGUUCUGUUGGAAACAGACCUGUUUAUGGAAAUGCCCCUCAUGGUACACAUCCUAAUAUUGGAAGUGGUACUUGGCCUAGCGGACAACCCGGAAGCAAUACUGGACCUUGGUCUAGUGGUAGACCUGGAAGUGGAAUUUCGCCUAAUAGACCUUCUCCAGGCACUAGCGGAAUUUUGCCUGGUAAACAACCGCAAGGCGGAAGUGGAACUUGGCCUGGCCAAGGACAACCUGGACAUCCUGGAAGCGGACCUGGAUGCCCAGGUGGAAAUUGCGGAGGCGCGACUCCUCAAGCAGGUAGCAAUUGCGAAGGAUGUUGCGGAAAUUAUAAUUGCGACAGUCUUUGUAAUGGAGGGGGCAAUGUACCAGCAACACACGGAUUGUGUAGUGGAACAGGCCCUAGUGGCGUUAAUAAAACAUAUUAUCCCGUUGGAACUGGCGAUGGCAAUGUUCCAACUGUUGGAACUAUAUAUGGACCAGAUUCACGUCCUAACAUCGGAGCCGGCGCAGGUGCUCCGGGAAAUCAGUUAUGGAAUCCAGGAAAUCCAUUUUUAUUUGGAAGCAGUACUCCAAACAGUGUUUCUCAUCAUCCCUGGACUCCGACUACAGAGAAACCAAUCGGCGAAGGAAAUGUUUUUCUCGACUCAAAUUGGAAUAAACCUAAGCCUGGAUAUACUAGCGCAGACAAUGACAAAAAUGUAAUUCCUCACGGAGGAAAUAAUAAGCCUAUAGGUCAAGGAAACGUUUUUCUAGAUGGUAAUAGAGGAAACAAUGCUAAUCCUAACGAAGGUGUGAUUCCACUCGAAGAAAAGAUGCCAGGAAAAAAUAAUCCCUUCCUUAAACCUUUGACUAAUUCAGGCGGUCCGUCAUACCCAGACAGAUCGGGAACACCAGGAAAUUAUCCUGGCUCGGGAACACCGGGAAGUUAUCCUGGACAGGGAACACCAGGAAGUUAUCCUGGACAAGGAACACCAGGAAGUUAUCCUGGAUUGGAAACGCCGGGAGGUAGUCCUGGACAGGGAACACCAGGAAAUUAUCCUGGACAGGGAACACCAGGAAGUUAUCCUGGAUCAGGAACACCAGGAAGUUAUCCUGGACAGGGAACACCAGGAAGUUAUCCUGGAUCAGGAACACCAGGAAGUUAUCCUGGACAGGGAACACCAGGAAGUUAUCCUGGAUCGGGAACACCAGGAAAUUAUCCUGGAUCGGGAACACCGGGAAAUUAUCCUGAAUCACCAGGAUCACCAGGAGGUGGUAGUUACGGAGGUGUGAAAAACGGUUUUCCUUCUGGCGACGCUUCACUGCAAGAUAAAAAUAGACUUUAUCCUACAGGAAGCAGUCCUCAGGGUACUGGUACAUUAGAAUGUAAACUAGGACUGUUUGGUUGUGGGACACCUGGUAGCGGAAGCUAUGUAAAUAAUAAAUAUCCAGGAGGAGCGGUCGGUGGAAAUGCUGGAGCAGUUACUGGAAAUCUAGGUGGCAAUGUUCCUGGUGGGUCUGGAAAUCUUAAUCCUGUGCCUGGCCAAUUUACUGCCGGCGGUAAUCCCGGAUCAGGAGGAAACAAUUUUGCGGCGUCCGUUAGCGGUGCUCAGGCGAGAGCUUAUUCUGGAGCCUUUAGCUCCGCUCAAGCUUCUAGCUCCAGUUCUGCCAGUUCUUUCUCUGGCGCGUCAGGACUUGCUAAUAAUUUGGGCGGAAAUAUGUAUCCUAAUGGAGCACAAAAUCAAGGCGGAUCUAAUUCCUGGGCUUCUAGCGGUGCCUCUGCGUUUGCCAGUAGUAGCGCCGGAAGUUGGGCAGGAAAUAGCCCUACCAACGUCAAGGGUUAAUCAUUUUUCGAAGAUGAAUAUUAAAGUAUAAUAAAUGCAAACAACGACGUAAUUUUGAAAUAUAAUACACAUUUGACGUCGCCAUUUAAUCAUUAAAAUACUUAAUGUUUCUCAUGUAAAGCUUUAUAUAUAUAAAGAGAUUUUAUAUUUA